AUGACCUCCCUUGCCUCCUACCUGCUUCCUGAUGCCUUCAUGGAUACAUCCAUCUCCAGUGAGCAGUUGUACUGUUCUCCCGUUUGGACUCGAGUGAUUCGCCUCCCCCCUCACCUUCGGCUUCAAAUGCCCAAGUCCAAAAGGCCAGUACGUACUCUUCAAGGAGCUCUCGCCCUUCAACCAUUCCUGAGUUCUCACUCUGCCGCCUGCUACCGAGCUGUCUACGGGGCUCCAGGUGCUGGAGGCGUCGUUCAGGGUACAAAGUACUUCGAACCUAGCGCACCCUGGCCGCGAGAGGCCCUUGCUGCAAGAACAAACUGCUGCACCGGCGCCUUUAAUUGGAUGAUCAGAGAGAGCGCGAGAGAGGAAGAGAACGAGAGAAGGAACUUUGACUCUUUUCGUGGCUGGUGGUCGGUCUAUUUUCCAUUCUUCUUUUGCUUCCUCGUCUCCGUCCUCUUCCUCUUCUACUUCAUCCUCAUCCACAUCCUCAUCCUCUUCUUCCCCCCCCUUUUCUCCUUCUAA
Molecule: messenger RNA, 522 nt
Organism: Colletotrichum higginsianum IMI 349063
Lineage: Eukaryota; Fungi; Ascomycota; Sordariomycetes; Glomerellales; Glomerellaceae
Exons: 1
Coding region: 1-522 (173 amino acids)
Source: RefSeq, a predicted model, not a curated record